Messenger RNA from Rangifer tarandus platyrhynchus (Svalbard reindeer), 468 nucleotides. Lineage: Eukaryota; Metazoa; Chordata; Mammalia; Artiodactyla; Cervidae. The record is from the annotation of a GenBank genome assembly.
AUGGUGCUUGGGGUCCAGGCCUUGGAUAUCUGUCCCCAAAUAAGGGAUGAAGGGGGAAACGAUUCCAGGUCACAGGUCAUUAGAUCUGAUUUUCGCCACUCUCCAGUGUCAGCUCCACAUUUCUUUCUCCUCUUCCCUCUACCCAGGAACACAGACCUCACCCAGGCCCACCCCUGGCCUUUUGGAAAGGCUUGGGGGAUAGAUAUUAGCGCUAGGGCAAUAGGACUCCUGAAUCCCUGGGAUUUCUUGUUGCUGUCUCUGCUGAACUCCGUUUGGACACCCUCCCCACCCCAGCUUCAGCCUCCAGCCAUCCAGCACCAACCUAUUGGAGAGGGAGGGGCCUUUCUGUUUGGCUCAAGGCGGCCUGGGACAAAAGUGGGGAGAAAGGAGUUAAAGCCGGGUCCCAGGAUCACCAGGGCUGGGAAGUUCCGGUGGCCCAGCCUGGAAUGGAAUGGGGAGACCAGCUAG